AGAUUUCCAGCGCCAGUCAACAACUCAUAAACGAAGCCCAGCAGAAACAGCUCGAGUUACAACGUCUUCAGCAAGAACAACUUCUGCAUCAGCAGCAGAAACUACAGGAACUCCAAAGUCAAAUAACAUCCCAAUAUGCAGCCGGUCCCCAUCAAGGCCUCAUGUUUCUACCGUUGUUUGAACAAUUGCGUGGCUUGCAGCCGUCCGCAAUGCAGCAUGGUGUCGUCAAAACUUCAAUGGGCAAUCACAUGCUUCCUCCUCACCAAGUUACGAACUGGCUCUCAGCGCAAGGGCACCUCCCCCAAAUGCAGAACCUUACAGCUCCACCGCAAGAAAAACGAUCUCCGCCUCCACAACCCACCCCAUCCCCGCCACCUCCUCCUUCUGAUCCAGACGCGCCCCUCAAUCUCAGUAAACCUAAAUCCUCAAGUUCGGGAUCGGCGAGGUCAAGUCCGCAGAGUACCCCUACGGCGCCUCCCAUGGAUCAACCAGUGGCGGCGACGGCCCCAAAACUUCUUCCUUCGAUGAUUUCGAGGUUUUUACCCCCGUAUGCGGGUUUGCCGCCUCAGUUUCCUAUGGACCGAAAUAUGGGGAAUAAGGACAUGAGCAAUCCUGAUAAGCAGCCACAUUUUCCUUUGCAUAUGUACAUGCCGACGCCGCCGCAUUUGGGAGGCCCAAAAGAGGAGUGUAUUAAGGAGGAGAGGGAUUAUUUGCAUCUAUGGAAUACACCGGAUCAAAAUUUCAAAAUGGAAGCCGACAAUUCCGAUAAAGCAAAAAUCAUCCGACAACAAGCAAAACGUGAUAACGAUAAUAAACCCCAUAUCAAGCGUCCCAUGAACGCAUUCAUGGUAUGGGCGAAGGACGAAAGAAGAAAAAUUCUUAAAGCCUGUCCCGAUAUGCAUAAUUCGAACAUUUCGAAGAUAUUGGGAGCCCGGUGGAAGGCCAUGUCGAAUUCCGAGAAGCAGCCUUACUAUGAGGAGCAGAGUAGGUUGUCCAAGUUGCAUAUGGAGAAACAUCCUGAUUACAGGUAUCGACCGAGGCCGAAAAGAACCUGUAUCGUUGAUGGCAAGAAAAUGCGCAUAUCUGAGUACAAAAUGUUGAUGAGGCAACGUCGCCAAGAAAUGCGGCAACUGUGGUGUCGAGAUUCGACAGAUAUGAACUUUGGUAUGCCUAAUCCAGAAAUGACCUCACCCGCCUCAACCUCAGGAAGACCUUCAGUAUCACCACCAAUGGGCAUGCUUAAUGGCGCAGGUCCCAGUUCAGAGGCCAGUUACUAUUAUCCCCACGAUAAUACCUCACCGGAAGCCAUGAACUUCUCACAGGACAACAGUAUGGCUUACAAUUCGAGUCCGAGGCAUGACAACGACUGAGCCUGGCUGACCAGGGAAAAGGCAUUCCCUCAUUGGUACUAAGGUUCGCUGAAGAUAAAAGAAUGUUCAAGUGUAAGUGUCCCUUCUCGGGGGCGUUUGUGAGCUGAAAACAAAAACCUUGUAGGUUUAUUAAAUUAAAUUGUGUACAUUUUGAUCCUGGUUUAUAAAGAGACACUAAGAGGCAAGAUUCGAUUGUGCCAUGUGAGAUGAACAGAAAAAUACCAAAAGACUAAUAUUCUUACUUAAAAAAAAUUGGUGUUGUACUUGUAUUGUUAUGUAGAUAUAUUUAAGAAUUUAAAGUUAUUUAUUUAUAUCUAGUUAUUCUUUUUUUUUGUUUUUAUUUUGUAAAUUCGUGUAGAAUUUUAUUAGUUAGUUUUUCGCAUUAUAUUGCAUUGCCGAUGAGCUUUUUGUUGACUUCAGUUAUUUGCUGUUUCAGUUUGAGUCUCACUGUUAAUUUGUUCCUCCAAUCAUUUUUAAUUGAAAAAAAAAUCAAUACAGUUUCUGAUUUGAGCUCGCAACUUGUACAGCAGUUAUUGAACUAUUCCUAUUUCAAAGUGUCUCUGAAGAGUUGAUGAACAAAAUUAUUAUACUUAAAUAUUCUUCAAUCCGUGCUCAUACAAUUUUUAUUCUCAAUAGAGAAAUAUUUAAAAAAUCAACAAAAUAUUUUGAUGAAAAAAAUCAAGACAAACAAGUACAUCGGUGUAUAAGGAUAUUAAAAAAAAAAAAACAGAAUAGCGCUUUUGGCCUUACAAAACCUUCAUCACAGCCUUCAUUCAGUAGAUACCUUCACAAAAAAUAUUGAAUAAAGUAAACAUUUAGAGAGAAUUAAUAAAUGAUUUGUAAUAAAAUAUUCUUUGAAUUUUAUCCUGUAUCUACCCAUAUAGCACAUGGACUUUUUAUGGACGUCUGAAAAACGUCCUACAGGGACAUGAAGGACGUCCUCUUCUGGUAUUGGGACGUAAAUCUGGCGUCCAAUAGACGUUCUAAUGUCCCGUAUCCGUCCAUCAUCGGGAGAUCCCAAAAGGACGUCAUAAGGACCUCCUAGGGACGUAAAUCAGACGACCGAGGAACGAUAUUUGACUAUAUUCCAUAAAUAAUAAAAAUGUUAACAAUAACAACUUUUGUCCUGAAAAGGUUGGCUAAAGUUAAACAUUUUCAGUUUACAA
This is a messenger RNA of Psylliodes chrysocephalus, 2536 nucleotides long. The record is from the annotation of a GenBank genome assembly. Lineage: Eukaryota; Metazoa; Arthropoda; Insecta; Coleoptera; Chrysomelidae.